Cololabis saira (Pacific saury) is the source of this 4356-nucleotide messenger RNA. RefSeq names its product BOC cell adhesion associated, oncogene regulated (gene boc). The record is from RefSeq and is a predicted model, not a curated record. Lineage: Eukaryota; Metazoa; Chordata; Actinopteri; Beloniformes; Belonidae. The transcript is spliced from 19 exons. Gene Ontology annotation, biological process: axon guidance; cell-cell adhesion; nervous system development. Gene Ontology annotation, cellular component: axon; plasma membrane. Gene Ontology annotation, molecular function: protein binding. Bases 344 to 3496 code for a protein of 1050 amino acids.
UGAGAGCGCAGUCAUCCAAAAACGGCCUUUCAAUGUGAGAACUUGGGGAGCCGAAGAAAAUGUCGGUGGCAUCGCAGUAAAUUACUAACGCGGCGAGGCUUCAGUUCUGAAGGGGAAAAGGAGAGGCAAAGAGGAAAAGAGUCGCGCUUUGGGACUAGGACUCAGCAGAGAGGCCAGGGGAAGCUCUUGUGAAGUUUGAUCACCAAAGCUGAGCGGUUUUGCAGGUGUGGUGUUGGCUUGUUAAGCAACCUCAGGACUAUCCUCUUCCUGCUCCACUCAGCGGAAACCCCACGCCAGGCCAAGAGGCCAGAAAGCAGAUUGACAGAAGGGUAGUGUAUGGAAGAUGUCUGGAAAGCGCAACUGGACUCCAAGGAUGAAAAAGAAAAGAGCUCCAUUGUUGUGCGUUCUGGGUGCAGUACUGCUGUGUUGCCUGCAGGGCGGCGCGUCAGCCUCUGAUGAGGUGCCAGUGUUCACUGAAGAGCCCGUGUCCGUCGUGCAGAAGUUGGGCGGCAGCAUCACGUUGGGCUGCGUCGCCAGACCCGCUUCGGCCAAGGUCAGCUGGCGUCUCAACGGCAAGCAGUUGGUGAACGGCGAUCUGGGCGUGGUGGUGGGGCCCGGCAGUCUGUCCGUCCCCGCUCUCUCCAACCUAACUCUGGGCAGAUACCAGUGUGUGGCCAGCACCGGCGCUGGAGCCCUGGCCAGCGUUCCUGCUAACGUCACGGCUGCCAAACUGCGGGACUUCGAGCCUGACGACCAGCAGGAGAUCGAAGUGGACGAAGGCAACACGGCGGUGAUUGAGUGUCACCUCCCCGAGAGUCAGCCCAAGGCUCAGGUCCGCUACAGCGUCAAACAGGAAUGGCUGGAAACGUCCAAAGGGAACUACCUCAUCAUGCCAUCAGGGAACCUGCAGAUAGCCAACGCCACGCAGGACGACGAGGGUCCGUACAAGUGUGCGGCGUACAACCCCGUCACUCAGGAGGUUAAAACCUCUACAUCCACUGAUCGUCUACGCAUUCGCCGCUCCACCUCCGAGGCGGCGCGGAUCAUCUACCCGCCGGCGCGCCGCUCCAUCAUGGUGACCAAAGGCCAGCGGCUGGUGCUGGAGUGCGUGGCCAGCGGCAUCCCGACGCCGCAGGUCACGUGGGCGAAGGACGGGGAGGACCUGCGUUUCCAUAACAACACGCGCUUCCUGCUCAGCAACCUGCUGAUCGACGCGGCCGGUGAGGCGGACUCGGGCACCUACAUCUGCAGGGCGGACAACGGCAUCAGCUCGGCCGGCUCCGCCACCGUGCUCUAUGACGUGCAAGUGUUUGAGCCUCCUCAGGUGACGGUGGAGCUGCAGCAGAAAGAGGUCGUGCUUGGAGAGACGGUGCGCUUCAUCUGCCAGGUCCGCGGUAAACCCACUCCCUCGGUGACGUGGCUCCACAACGCCCAGCCCCUCGCCCCGUCCAACCGCCACCGGUUGAACUCCCGUGGGCUGCGCAUCCUCAGCGUGGCCCUCCAGGACGAAGGCCUGUACCAGUGCAUGGCAGAAAACGGCGUGGGCAGCUCGCAGGCAUCUGCUCGCCUCAUCACCGUAUCAACUGGGAUUUCAUCUCGAGGGAGGCUUCCCUCCAUCUAUCGCCCGCUCAGCCCGGACAAGGUGCUGAGAGAGCAGCCCCCUGUGAAGCCGGGGGCCACCGGUGCCAUGUUGCCCCUGGACUGCUCUGAGCUGCCGGGACAGGUUCUGCCUGCAGAAGCCCCCAUCAUCCUCAGCCAGCCGCGCACAGGCAAGGCCGACUACUAUGAACUCACCUGGAAGCCGCGGCAUGAACGGAGACCUCCCGUGCUGGAGUAUGUGAUCAAGUACAGAAAGGUGGGAGACCCUCAAGCAGACUGGACCACAAGGAGUAUCUCAGGCUCUCUCCAAAAGCUGACUCUGACCACGCUGCAGCCAGACAGCCUCUAUGAAGUGGAGAUGGCUGCCAAGAACUGUGCGGGUUUGGGACAACCAGCCAUGAUGACAUUCAGAACUGGCAAAGGUCGCAAAGGUCUGGGAGGGCAAAUUGAUCCACCAAAAACUCCGGCUGUCCCUUCACCGAGCCUCUCUCCUCCCGAAGCUCCCGAUAAGCCCACGGUAUCCACGGCGACGGAGACGUCGGCUUAUGUGACUUGGAUUCCUCGCGGUAACCGCGGCUUCCCCAUCCAGUCAUUUCGGGUGGAGUACAAGAAGGUGAAGAAGGCAGGGGAGGACUGGGUGACGGCAGUGGAGAACAUCCCCCCGUCCAGGCUCUCUGUCGAAAUCACGGGGCUGGAGAAAGGUACGUCCUACAAGUUUCGUGUGGUGGCCGUGAACGUGAUCGGCUCCAGCCCCCCCAGCGCCCCCUCCAAGGCGUACACGGUAGUGGGCGGGAGAACACACGAGCGUCCCGUUGACGGACCCUACAUCACCUACAACGAAGCCAUCAACGAGACCACCGUCAUUCUGAAAUGGACGUACACUCCUGUAAACAACACGCCCAUCUAUGGUUUUUACAUCUACUACCGGCCCACAGACAGCGAUAAUGACAGUGAUUACAAGAAGGAUGUUGUGGAAGGAGACAGAUACUGGCACUCCAUCACUGACCUGCAGCCAGAGACGGCCUAUGACAUCAAGAUGCAGAGCUUCAAUGAGAAGGGAGAGAGCGAAUUUGGCAACGUAGUGAUCCUUGAAACAAAAGCUCGUCCCAAUCACCAGCGCCCUCCUCCAACUGAGCCCGAGUCCCCGGACUCCGGCUCAGGAGACACCAGCAGACUGAUGCCUCGGGCCGGCGAUCUCCCCUACCUCAUCGUCGGUAUUGUCCUGGGAGCCUUCGUCUUCAUCAUAGUCGCCUUCAUCCCCUUCUGCCUCUGGAGAGCUUGGGCCAAACAGAAGCAAACAUCAGACUUGUGCUUCCCUGCCGUGGCUGCCCCAGUUUCUUCCUGCCAGUACACGAUGGUCCCCCUGCAGGGCCUGGCCCUGGUGGGCCACUGUCCGCUGGAUCCACACAUGGCAGUUUACCCUGCUAACGGGGAAUACACUCCCAACGGCAAAGCUCACCACCCCAAACAUUGUCUGCCAGGAUUACACCAGGAUGAGGUGGAUUGUGAUAUGGAGUGUGACACACUUCUACCACACACAAAUGGACAUCUUCCCAUCUACCACUACUCCAGCAGCAGUGUCCCCGAUCAUCACGAGCAGACUUGCUGUUCCCUUGACAACUCCGACCUCCAGCUCCUCGCAUGUUCCCAUCGACUCGUUGGGUCACAGGAAAUUGGAGACGAUGGCGGUUUCUACGGCGGGGAUGAAACUGAAGACGUAACUCAAAAGCCAGCAUCUCUCUGUCUUCUGCCUCAAGAAGAUGAGGGUGUUUUCAGCACGUCGUCGUCGUCAACAGCCACAACACCAGAAUCCCAAGUUACUUUACAAGAAGUGAACAUCCUCCUGAGCGAGGCGUCAGUUGAGAACGAAGGGACAGUCAGCACUACAGAUGCAUGAGAGACUAUUAUACAGAUGAAAACAAGACGAAAUAUUUAUUUUUGUAUAACAGAUAUUUAUAUAUUUAUGCUUUUGUACAUAAGUGUCUGAUUAUACUGUAUAUAUGGGUAUUUUCAUAUUGAAAGAAGACUUUAUUCAUCCAUCUGCUCGCACCAUGUCACGGACAAACGGAGUUGAGGCACCGAACUCUGUCUCUGCGUUUCCGGAGGAGAUGUUACUCCUCUCAGAUCAGCACUUCAUGACUAGACUCUCCCCUCCACUCCUCUUGUCAUUCCUUGUAGAAAUCUAUCCAUCCUAACAUUUGGACUUUAGGUACUUAGCUUUAAGCACAACAGAAAUAAAGGGACCAUUUGAAUCACGAGGUGCUUCGUCGAUCUUUAGCUCUGUUGCAUUUUCACCUUCUCAGCAUACGGCUGUCUUUUUUGUAUAGCAGUAACACAAAUAUAUUAUGCAUCGCUCAUCAUUAACAUACUAUUAAUAAGUGUAUGCAACAUAAAUCAUUGUUUCAGUAGUGUGCAAGAGAUUAUAUAUUGUAUAGUUAUUUAUUUUUGGAGUGUUUUUUUAUCACUGAAUGGGAGAGAUUCUGGAAAUUAACUCAGUCACUGAUAAGCUGAACUUGUUCUGCAGCCACUUCUGUUUACAUAUUUGCUGGUUAUGUGACUGCCAGGUGAGGGUGCUGUGACAACUGUGGCAGUAUUAUUCCUCCCUCACUUGGUGCAAAAGUAUUAUUAGUCUUUGACAGAGACAUCUGUGAUCAAAAUGAAGGAGGUCCUGAAUCAACUCUCCCUGAAAAGUGCAGCCACCCUGUGGCUGAACAUGCUGGAGCACUAUUGCAUGUAAAUAAAAGCUUAUGAAACCGA